UGCAGAGUGGAUGAACAGAAGGAACUCCUCCACAACAGGGGAAGAUCUUGGCCAUAGAAAAGCACGAGUGUUAUUUGCUUCUGUGACUUGUGUUAGAAGACAGAUAUUAACUCCUUCACAGCAGGAUCUAUAUAGGAAGAGAAGGAAGAUCAAACAAGGAGCAAUAUGGGAUUCAUUCAGAGCUCACCCUGACGUCUCCUCACUGUCUGUCUAUCAUCAUCACUCACUCAUUCAGGCUGAUGGACACCCAGGAUAAGACAUCUUUAGUGGGGACAGGACUGCUGUCCAGGCUGUCACACAUGAUGCACCUUGGGAGGAGCAGUGUUGGCCCUGCAGAGUUCAGCCUCAGCAGCCAGAGCACUGAGGACAACAUGAAGAACAAGAGCAGUGAUAGUCGGUGGACCCUGGCUGCACAAAACAUGAACAACUGCAAUAACAAUGAUGGCAAAAAAGAUGACAAGACAACGGACCCCAAAAAGAAAGAUGACAAAAAAGAUGACAAAAAGGAUGAUAAAAAAGAUGAUAAAAAGGAAGAACCCAAGGAGGUAUGGAUCAUGGACCCUGCCACAGAUAUGUACUAUUACUGGCUGUGGACAAUAUCCAUCCCAGUGUUCUACAACCUGAUGUUCCUGGUGGCCAGGGCUUGUUUUAAUGAACUGCAGUACACAAAUUCAACACUGUGGAUGGUUCUAGACUACACUUCAGAUGUUCUCUACUACAUUGACACCUUUGUGAGAGCCAGAACAGGUUUUCUGGAGCAAGGACUGCUUGUAAAGGAUGAGAAGGUCCUCAAAGAAAAGUACAUGAAGACACACCAGUUCAGAUUAGACAUCAUAUCAAUAAUUCCUACUGAUAUUGUAUUUCUCAAAAUUGGAAUCAACAACCCAGAGUGGAGGUUCAACCGUCUUUUUAGGUUAGCCCGACUCUUUGAGUUCUUUGACCGGACUGAAACUCGAACCAAUUUCCCCAACAUCUUCCGAAUUGCUAAUCUUGUACUUUACAUCAUCAUCAUUAUCCACUGGAAUGGUUGCCUCUACUUUGCCAUCUCCAAGACAAUCGGCUUUGGCUCAGACACCUGGGUAUAUCCAAACAUGAAGAAUCCUGAGUUUGCUCGCCUGGCCAGGCAGUACAUCUACUGCUUUUACUGGUCCACUCUUACCCUGACCACUAUUGGUGAGACACCACCCCCAGUCCGAGACAUUGAAUACUUUUUUGUGGUAGUUGACUUCCUCACUGGAGUUCUGAUCUUUGCUACGAUUGUAGGCAAUGUUGGUGCCAUGAUUUCCAACAUGAAUGCUGCACGUGUAGAGUUCCAGGCUAAGAUUGACUCUAUCAAGCAGUACAUGCAAUUUCGGAAGGUCACCAAAGACCUGGAGGCAAGGGUGGUGAAGUGGUUUGACUACCUGUGGACAGAGGAGAAAACCUGUGAUGAGAAGCAGGUGCUGAAGAACCUGCCAGACAAGCUAAAGGCUGAAAUAGCCAUCAACGUACAUCUGGAGACCCUAAGAAAAGUGCGCAUCUUUCAAGACUGUGAAGCAGGUUUGCUUGUUGAGUUGGUCCUUAAACUUCAGCCUCAAGUUUUCAGUCCUGGAGACUACAUCUGUAAGAAGGGGGACAUUGGCAGGGAAAUGUAUAUUAUCAAAGAAGGAAAGCUGGCUGUAGUUGCAGAUGAUGGUGUUACCCAGUUUGUGGUCCUCAGUGAUGGGGCAUACUUCGGUGAAAUCAGCAUCCUCGGUAUCAAGGGCAGUAAGGCAGGAAACCGAAGAACAGCCAACAUCCGUAGUGUGGGCUACUCUGAUCUGUUUGCCCUGUCCAAAGACGAUCUGAUGGAGGCACUCAUUGAGUAUCCUGAUGCUAAAAAUAUGUUGGAGGAGAAGGGAAGGUCUAUCUUGAUGAAAGAUAAUCUCAUAGAUGAGUCGCUAGUCGCUGCUACUGACGCCAAAGACUUGGAGGAUAAAGUCAACCAGAUUGAAGCCAGUUUGGAGAUCAUGACGGCCAAAUUUCGAAAGCUGACAGAUCAGUAUGAAUCCUCCCAGCGUAAACUCAAGCAACGGCUCAGUAAUAUGUCGAACCAGGUCAGAACCCUCAGAAUAGACAAUGAGUAGAGCUACUACUGCCAGGCUUAGGGACUCUUCCACUUCAGGACAUUCCUUCUGAGGUCAUCCCAUGGUACACACCAAAUGGCAUAUGACAAGCAGCUGGACAGUGACUGUCUCCAUUCAUUAUUCCCAUAUCUGGUAAAAUAGUAAGGUUGCGUUGAAAGUUGACCAUUCUAAUAAAGACAGAUAUGCAUAGGGCUGGGUACCUCAAUGUUUUACGAGUGCCAACAGAAUAUCAAAAAACUGUCCAGUACUGUAGUAUUGAAUGCUUGGUCAGAUUCUCAGUCUUGUUUACUUGUCCUUUAAACAGAUUUUCUCUGUUUUACAUCAUAAUUUAUUUCGUUUUGUACUGAUAUCUGUAGGCAAAAUUCCAUUACAGCUGUUUGUGUGAUGCAAUUGAGAAAUUUGGCUUAUUUUGUUACAUUAAAAUUAAAUGUUUGUUUUUUAUACAAAAAUAUUUCGUACUGAGUAACAAAAGGCAUAUUUGCACCUGUAAUGAAGUCAUUUGAAUGAUGCCCAGCCCUAGCAAUGCAUCAAUUACAAAACAUAGGUCAAUGCUACAUGUUUAUUUAACCCAAUCAGGAAAAUUACUGAUACCACUACUACUUUGCCUAGAUCUUCUGUAAAUGCAGUUUUGAACAGUUUGAAAUAAAUAUAUUUGAAGUCACAGUAAACAUGGAGGAAGCCUUUUUGCAGUUACAACAUUCUUCUGCGGAUGACAUGCAAAAAUGCUCAGUUGUAAAAUGAUUUUCAUAAGUUCAUAAUAAAAGUUGCAUGAAUGCUUUUACUAUA
This is a messenger RNA of Siniperca chuatsi (mandarin fish), 2891 nucleotides long. Its product is annotated as cyclic nucleotide-gated channel cone photoreceptor subunit alpha-like. Gene Ontology annotation, molecular function: protein-containing complex binding; intracellularly cGMP-activated cation channel activity; cGMP binding. The record is from RefSeq and is a predicted model, not a curated record. Gene Ontology annotation, cellular component: plasma membrane; intracellular cyclic nucleotide activated cation channel complex. Gene Ontology annotation, biological process: monoatomic cation transmembrane transport. NCBI's taxonomy places the organism in Eukaryota, Metazoa, Chordata, Actinopteri, Centrarchiformes, Sinipercidae. The transcript has 8 exons. The coding region runs from base 240 to 2105 and encodes 621 amino acids.